Sipha flava (yellow sugarcane aphid) is the source of this 6230-nucleotide messenger RNA. Its product is annotated as HEAT repeat-containing protein 5B. The coding region runs from base 108 to 6218 and encodes 2036 amino acids. Lineage: Eukaryota; Metazoa; Arthropoda; Insecta; Hemiptera; Aphididae. Gene Ontology annotation, cellular component: membrane; Golgi apparatus; endocytic vesicle. The record is from RefSeq and is a predicted model, not a curated record. Gene Ontology annotation, biological process: endocytosis; retrograde transport, endosome to Golgi; intracellular protein localization. The transcript has 35 exons.
ACACUUUAAUGAUAACCGUUUGUUGAUGUUAUGAUGUUGCUGUAUUGCCUACAUCCAUUUUUUAGAGUAUUUAUUAAAUAAAAUAAUAGCUUUUAUUUUAUACAGACAUGAUGGAGUUGAGCCACAGUUUGCUCUUAAACGAAGAGGCAUUAAAACAAUUGCCAGAAUCUAAAAAACCAGUUUUUAUCUUUGAAUGGCUACGGUUUUUAGAUAAAGUAUUAUUGACUUCGAAGAAAGUUGAUAUAAAAGAAUGUCAAAAGAAAAUGGUUGAUCAACUAACUAACUUAAUUCAAGAAAAUCCUGGCCCACCGACAAGAAUAUUGAUUGCAAAAUGUUUGUCUACUUUAUUCAAUGUUGGUGACACAUUUCUUCUUUUUGAUACAGUUAACAAGUGCAAUGAUAUUUUACGUGUUAAAGAUGAUUCUUUAACUUAUCUAUCUACAAAAUUAGCUGCAAUUACUUGUAUGGGAUUUAUGUACAAAAAUUUGGGUCGUAUGAUGGGACGUUCUUACGAAGAAACUGUUCAUAUUUUAAUUAAAAGUCUUAAAAAUGCAGAAUCCCAAAUGAGAGUUGAAAUAAUUAUAACAUUAGAAAAAAUUUGCUGUGGGAUGGGAAGUGUUAUGGGUAAUAUUCAUAAAGAUAUUUAUAAAGCUAUUAGACAUUCUCUUACUGAUCGAGUUAUGGCUGUUCGUACUGCUACUGCUAAAUGUUUGUUUGAAAUGAUAAAACAUUCCAGUUUUUUGUACACAUCUGAUUUAGAAAAUGUAGCUACAUUAUGCUUUCGAGCUUUUGAAAAUGCUAAUUAUGAAGUAAGAUGUGCUGUAGCAAAACUUUUAGGUUUUUUAAUUGCUUCUACACAAAUACAAAAUAAAGAACAUCAUUCAGUUCAAAUGUCAAAAUCAACAAAAUGUGUAACAUUAGAAGAUGCAUUGACAAUAUUAAUGAAUGGAUUUUUAAGAGGUGGAACUGGUUUCCUUAAGGGGACUGGAGAAAUUAUCAAAGGAACUACUGGUAGUCAUAGGGAAGUCAGAGUUGGUGUUACUUAUAGUUAUGUGGAAUUUGUCCAUUCAUUGGAAGUAACUUGGUUGGAAAAAAAUUUACAUACUUUCAUGCGUCAUAUUUUAGAAUUAGUAGCUAAUCCAAAAUCAGCAUCAUCUUAUAUUGAUGCUGUUUAUUCUAGAAAGUGUAUUAGCUUUAUUUUACGUAAUGUGCUUGGACAAAUGCUGAGUGAAAAAGCACAAUCUUCUGUAUGUAAAGAAUUGGCUCUGAUAGUUAAGAAACAAAUGACUUCUAUUGAUUUUAGUCCAGAAAAUGCUAAAGAUUUUAAUCAAGAAACCAUAUUUGGUCAACAUUUUUUAGUUUGUGCAUUGCAAGAAAUGGGUUGUUUAUUACUUAAUAUGGGUACAAUGGCUAACAAUCUUAUAUCAGAUAAUACAUGUAAUGUUAUUGAAACUGCUUUAUCUGUUAUGGUACAUCCAAGUCAAGCUGCUCGAUUAGCAGCUGCUUGGUGUAUACGGUGUGUAUGUAUCGCUUUACCAAGCCAGUGUACUCCUUUGAUUGAUCGAUGUAUUGAGAAUAUUGAAAGUACAAGAGCAACACCAGAAAUAAUUAUUGGUUAUAGUUCUGUACUUAUUGGCAUUCUUGGAAGUGUAAAUGUGUCACCCUUGGGCAUUCCUCAUAUGCGAGGAAAAAUUAUAUUUAAUACUGCAGAAGAUUUACUUAGAAGUGCUAGUCAAAAUAGUCGAUUAUCCCUAAGUAGAACACAAGCUGGAUGGCUACUAAUUGGUGGUGUUAUGACAUUAGGCGUUAGUGUUGUUCGAGGGCUUCUACCACGUAUGCUUCUUUUAUGGAGAAAUUCUUUUCCUAGAUCAUCUAAAGAACUUGAGUCUGAAAAAGCAAGGGGUGAUGCAUUUACUUGGCAGUUAAUUUUAGAAGGUCGAGCAGGAGCUCUUGCAUCAAUUCAUAGUUUUUUAUUCAACUGUAAUGAACUAGUCACUGAAGAUAUUAUUAGAAGAUUAUUGAUUCCAAUUGAAUCUGCUCUUGCUAUGCUAAUUAAUAUGAAUUCGGUUGUUAAAAGUUGUGGUCAACAUUUGAAAGCUCCCAUAGCAUUAGUUCGAUUACGAUUAUAUGAAACAUUAUCUUUGAUCCCUGCACAAGAUUUUGAAGCUUCAUUUACACAUAUUUUGAGACUGUUGGUCUCAGAAUUUACAUUAGCUGAGAAUCCAGCCAAUACUAUUACAUCAAAAUUAAGAUAUGUUUGCCAAAAUGAAGAAGGAAUGCUCUUGGGAAUAUGUCCAGUUCAGCAUUCACAUCAUCAAACUAUUGAAGAUCAACUAAUUCAAAAUAAUGCCAUUGGAUCAGGUGCUUUAGAACAUGAUCCUAGAUAUCUUUACCUCUCUGUAUCUAAAGAUGAUAAUGUACCAAGCCCUUUACCACUUGGUGUAUCUGUAAUUGAUGCAUCUGUUACCUUAUUUGGAUUAAUUUUUCCUCGUGUGGCUAAUAAACAUAGAAUUCAAAUGAUUGACCAUUUCACCGAUCAAAUAAAAUACUCAAAAUCAUGUCGAUGUGAUGCUAUUUCUACCAAUAUUUUUGCUUCGCUAUUAGCUGGUCUAAAAGCACUUUCAGACACAAAAUCAACAAUAGGUCAUGAAGAAAUUAAAACUACUACAGCCACUCUAAUAAUGAAUGCUUUAACAAAUGGAAAUACUAUUUUACGUGUGGCUGCUGCCGAAAGUGUUGGGCGUAUGGCUCAGGCUGUUUCAGAUUCAAGAUUUACUGCUAUGCUUGCACAAAAUAGUUUUGAUCGUCUUCGUUGUGCUAGGGAUGUUCCUAGUAGAACUGGGCAUUCUUUAGCUCUUGGCUAUUUACAUAGACAUGUAGGUGGUAUGGGAUCUUCUCAUCAUUUAAAUACUAGUGUAAGCAUUUUGCUUGCUUUAGCUCAAGAUACUACAUCACCAAUUGUUCAGGUCUGGUCCCUUCAUGCUUUAUCUCUUAUAGCCAAUUCAGGGGGCCCAAUGUUUAGAGGUUAUAUAGAACCUUCACUAUCAUUGGCUCUAAAAUUGUUAUUGAUAGUUCCACAUUACCAUGCUGAUGUUCAUCAAUGUAUUGGAAAAUUGAUUUCUGCUCUUAUCACUACUAUUGGACCAGAAUUACAAGGUAAUUCAGCAUCAAUUACAACUGCACGAUCAUCAUUUCUAUGUGCAUGUGCUAUAAUGCAAGAUCAUGAAGAUCCAUUAGUUCAAGCGGAGUCAACUGUUUGUCUUCAAGAAUUGCAUUUAUUUACCCCACGACAUGUUAAUUUGACUGCAUUAGUUUGGACUUUAUGCCAAAAUUUAUCAAACAGCCAUUUAAUUUUAAGAAAAGCUGCAGUGUCAUGUUUGAGACAGCUGUCACAACGAGAGGCCAAAGAAGUUUGUGAAAUAGCAGAAUCAUUUGUUAAUUCUCCUAAAAACAAUAAUUAUAAUGGAUUUUUACUCACAGAAUCAGGAUUACCAGGUGUUUUGUUCAAUAUGUUAGACACAGAAAUGGAUAAACAGCUUAUCAAGGAUAUUCAUGAUACUCUCAUUAGCAUGCUUCAAAUGCUGGCUGUUAAUAACCUUACAAAAUGGAUAAAUUUAUGUAAAUCAGUUUUAACUGUUUCUUCAGAAAUAAAUCAAAAGGAAAUAGAUAAAAAUGAAGGAACUAUUAUGAAUGAUGAUGAUGAAACUGGAGAUGAUCAUGAUGAAUUUCAAAAAGAUUCUAAAAAUGAAAAUUCAAUGAAAAGAAAACAACAACCCAAAUGGCCAACUAGAGUUUUCGCUGUGCAAUGCAUUUGUCGGAUAAUAUCUACUUGCCAUAAAGAAUAUGAUUCUGCUCCUCAUUUUAAUUUGUCAUUAGCUAAAGAAUUGUCAUUUACCAAUAAUAAAGGAGAUUAUUUGAUUCUUCAUUUAUCUGAUUUAAUAAGAAUGGCGUUCAUGGCAGCAACCAGUGAUAGUGAUCAAUUGCGCUUAGAAGGAUUUGAAACUCUUAAUGAAAUCAUUGAAAAAUUUGCUCAAGUUCCUGAACCAGAAUUCCCUGGUCAUUUGCUGUUAGAACAAUUUCAAGCUCAAGUAAGUGCUGCAUUGAGACCAGCAUUUUCAGAUGAUACUCCCAGUCAUGUGACAGCUGCUGCAUGUCGUGUAUGUGGAACAUGGAUUGGAAGUGGAGUUGCACGUGAUUUGAGUGAUUUAAAACGAGUUUAUCAUUUAUUAGUUACAUCUCUUAAGAAACUCAACCCUGGUUUUAAUAUUAAUUUCAACAGUUUGUAUAAUGAAAGUGUUGCAACGUUUGAAUGUUUAGCAAUACUUAAAGCUUGGGCCCAGAUUUAUAUUAUUGCCAUGAUAAAUAAUGGUACUGCUCCUGGAAAUUUUAAUCAAAAUUCAUAUAUUAACGUGAAUGAAAAAAAUGACGAUUUUGGAAAUUAUGAAGGACCAAAUGAUAACUUGUUGACUUUAAUUCAUCCAGAAUUAAAUAUGUUAUCUAAAAAUUGGCAAUCUGCUCUUAAGGAUCAUGCCCUUUUAUUGCUACCCUGUGAGUUUAACAGUCAACUUCCUCAUGAAGGCGGAGCCUUUUAUACUUCUAGUACAAUUGAUAAUAGUAGAAACCAUUAUAAAAAUGCUUGGCCUCCAAUUUUGUAUGCUUUAUCACUAUGGUUGAAUUCUGAAGAUUUUAAAUUGGAAAAUAGUAAUAUUAAUAAAGAACUACAAGAUAAAUUUUAUCUAAUAUUUGGAAUCUGUACUGAAGCAAUAUGUAAUCAACGAACUUUGGAAAAUAUUGACAAUUUUAUAACUUGUCUUAAAUCAUUAUAUACUAUUUUAGAUUCAUCAUUAGCAAGACAAAUUAUGAUGAAAAAUUCUAUUUUAGCUGUUGAAACAUUAAAUAUUAUGCACAAAUUACUUUUAACAACUGAUAGCAUAGAAGUUCAGCAGACUAUUAUGAACAUAGUACAACAAAUAGUAAAAGGUGCUCAAGAAGAUUUAAAAAUCAAAAAUUCAAAAUCUUUUAAUGAUAAAAACCUUGAAUUAUCAACUACUGAAGAUGUAGAAUAUUUAAGUGAUGGUGGACAAGGUGGUAUAUUGGAACAUGAUAAAAGUAUUGUAUUUGCUACCUUAGAAGUUUGCAUGUGUUUGAUUGUUCGGCAAAUACCAGAUAUGAAUCCAACACCUUUAGUUUCUUCAACCAGAAAAUUAUAUUCAAACUGUUUAAAUCAUAGUGUAAUUGCUACAACAUUAAAUAUAAUGGCUCAACUUCCAAAUCUUUGUUCACCCAGUGGUGGAGUUCAGAUACUUCCAACAAUUUCUUAUUUAACGACUAAUAUACUAAAAGAAUUAGGAGAAAUUAAUAGCUGUAAUGAGACAUCUAAACAAAAAGUUUCAAUUGUAGCUGCUUUGGACUGUUUUCAAGUACUUUGUAAACAUCCUUAUGGUUAUCAUAAAAUAUCUGAAAAUAAAUGGAGAUCUCUUUUACAAAGUACCGUUGCUAAACUUAUUGAUAUUUCUAAAACAGGAGAUGAAGGUAAAAAAGUUGAUGAAGUAACAAUGUUAUCUGUUAUUACAGUAUUUACAUUACAUUCACCACCUGGUGUUAUGUGUGUACAAAAUAUUUUAUAUCCUUGCAUUAAUUACUGCACUCAGUGUUUUGGAAGUAAUAAUAUUGUUGUAAAAACAAAAUGCAUUCAAUUUCUUAGAUCAGUUUUUCAACUUGAAGAUAAGUAUAUUGCAACAGGUUAUAUACAAGCAUUAGCUCCACGUCUUAUGGAAUUACUGUAUGAAGAUAUCCCAGAAACAUUUGUGGAAUCUCAUUUAAUUAUGCUUUGUGAAGCAAUUAGUGCAAUUGAAUGUUUAGUUCAGUUGGCACCACCUAAACACAGAAUUCAAAUGUUAUCAUUGCUUGUGCCAGCUCUAAUCAAUGUUCUUAUUGAUACAGAAUUGACAAAAUAUGAUAAUAAUGUAUCUAAAUACCGGUGUAAACUUCAUGAGUUUAGUUUACAAUGUUUGUUGAAGAUUGGACCAGUUUAUCCACAAGAAUUUAAAAUUAUUAUGUCUCAAAAUAAUAAAUUGAGAACAAAAUUAGAAAAUACCAUUAAAACUAAUAAAUCUUCGCAACAACAAUUUAAUGCUAACUGUCAAAUACCACCAAGUAUAACAAAAUCAAUACAGCCUUCUAUAAAAUUGAAAACCGAUUUCACUAAUUUUAGUUAACAUUAAUAAUAA